This is a messenger RNA of Polistes canadensis, 2224 nucleotides long. RefSeq lists its product as uncharacterized. The transcript is spliced from 3 exons. Lineage: Eukaryota; Metazoa; Arthropoda; Insecta; Hymenoptera; Vespidae. Bases 1 to 1818 code for a protein of 605 amino acids. The record is from RefSeq and is a predicted model, not a curated record.
AUGUCUUGUAAAUCAGAAAUUCAAUUUUAUCGUUUUAAUCAACUCUACAAUGCAACUGAGCAAUUGAUUGACACAUUAUCCAAUUGCAUGAUUCAAAGGAAACGCUUCGUUACCCUGUUGAGUGACACUAAGGAAUCAAUUGGUUCCUCAUCGAAACUUUUUAAUAUUUUUACUGUUUUAAAAAUACAAAUUCCCAUUUCGAAUGAUAGUAAUCUACAAAUUUUUGAUCAUGACAUAUCUAAAAAGACAGAAAUCAUUUUAGCGAUAGUAUCCAAUCCUUUAACAUUGCGAUAUUUUUUAACGAAACUGAAAAAAUCCAAAUGGUGGAAUCUUUAUGGAUUAUAUUUAAUCAUCGAUGCUAAAACAUUGGAAAAAGGUUGUGAUAGGGCGUAUGAUUUUCUUCAAAUCAUUUGGAAACAAGAUAUACUUUCUUCCACAUAUUUUUGUAUUAAUUCUAACGAAGAAAUAAUGAUGUAUACUUACAAUCCUUACACGAACUGGGCUUUAAAAGAAUGGAAAGAAGUUUGGGAAAAACCAAUGAAUGUAUCAUCAAACAGAAACUGGACAUUAUAUGAACAAAAAUUUAUUAAUAAUAAAACGACCUGUUCAAACUUGGAUUUUCCUAAAACUUUGACACUCGGUGGGAAAGAAAUAAAAGCAAUAGCAAUAUCCCUUCCACCGAGUUUAGUAAUAAACCCAAACAAAACUGGCUAUGAAAAUUACCAUGGAGUGGAUGGGAAUAUAGCAAAAACAUUAUGGAAUAAAUUAAAUGCAAGUUUACAAGUAACGAUCACCAAUGACACCGCCCAAAGUUACUUUGGUUAUUCGAAAUCAAAUCAGGGUAUUUUCGAUAUCAUUAAUUCCGGUAAAAAGGACAUACUUUUAAAUUCACAAUACAUAUUCAACAAAUAUAUGAACGUAUCGUUCACUUAUUGUCAUAUUAAUACUGGAAUCAGCUUGUUGUCGCGUUACGCUGGUUACGAGACCGGACCAUCCAAAAUUUUAAAUUUUAUGAACCCCAAAUUGAUUCUCGGAACAAUCCUGGUAUUUUGUGCUACGAUAAUAAUCUUUGUUAUUGCAAGAAAAGAAGGAAUUGUAUUCGCAUUUCUUGAAGUAUUAAGAAUAGUAAUUGGUGCAACCAUUAUAAGAAAAGAAGAAAAAACAUCUCUAAGGAUUUACUUGAUUACAGUAGUGUUAUUAUUUUUAAUCACAGGUGCAUUGUUUCAAGGAAGUCUUUCGUCGUUGUUAACGUCACCGGUACAAAAAUCAAACAUCGAUUGUAUAGACGAUUUAAAAAAUUCCGGUUACGAAGUGUACAUAUUUAGAUCUUACCAAAAUAUAAUCUUUGACGAGGAAAUUCGUUCGCGUUUGAAAUUUAUAAAUCAUUGGAAUUGUACGAAAUACGUGUUAGAACAAGAAGACGUUGGCUGUGCUGCAGAACGUUUAAGAUUAAUGAAAAUCGGUUUUGAAAAUCAUUUACACGUUUCAAAACACAGAUUGAUAACUUUGUAUUCAGCUUACGUUGUUCGUCCUAAUUGGCCAUUGAACGAUAGGGUUAGUAAUCUUUUACAACGUAUGUGGCAAUGUGGAUUAAUCAGAUAUUGGGUAACUGAAACUGCGUGGAAUUAUAAACCGGAAUGGUUGCUUAGAGAUCAAAAUAUAAUGAAAGAAAAUAAUAAUUACCGAUCAUUGACUUUAGCCGAUCUAGCAUUUGUUUUUUACAUUCUUUUAUUCGGUUUUAUUGCUUCGAUUCUUGCAUUUUUUCUCGAACGAUUUGAUAUAUGCUCAAAAAAGGAGGAAGGAAGUCAGGAAAAUUGAAAACAAGGUUUCUCAAACUUUUCAUACAAUCUUCUUAAUUAAUUCUUUUUUUUCGCGACAUUUCGUCUAGACAUUUUUUUUUUUAUUUCUUGUUUAAAUUUCACCGAACUCCUAUAAAAUUCAUUACCCACAUUUUGAGAAACCUUGAAUAAAUGGAAAGAGGAUAUUAUCAAAAAUACAAAAUUGUCGAUUUAACAUAAAUUAUAAAUGAAUUAGAAUCUAUGCGGAUCGUUCUAAUUAAAGGAUUGUUGCGACUAUUGAUUUGGUCAAUAUUUUAUUUAAAUCCUUCGCUUUUAAACAAUUUUUCUUUAUUCAGAGAACCUUAUCGAUCUCUGUAAAAUGAAUUAUUGUAGUAAAUUACGUUCCUUUUUACAAUUUAUACCAUAUACACAAUAGUAAUAAUAAU